Echinostoma caproni is the source of this 378-nucleotide messenger RNA. NCBI's taxonomy places the organism in Eukaryota, Metazoa, Platyhelminthes, Trematoda, Plagiorchiida, Echinostomatidae. The record is from the annotation of a GenBank genome assembly.
AUGUGGAUUGCCCCUAAAGGGCGAUUUGAAAUUGUCCCUGAUGAACCCCAAGUCACGGAAAUGAAUAGAAAACCGUCAACUUACAUGACGGGAAGAGAACGUUUUGGGGCUGAGAUAAUGAAACGGCCCAGGGCAACACGGGUCUUAGCAAACCCGAAUGCGGUAGUAACUGAGGACAUUUUGGAGCAUCUUGCGUUAGUAAAUGAGACUCGAAUGGAAUCAAAUAAUACCGCAUCCGGCAAGCCAAUAUUGUCACCGGGACCAGCAUACGUUUCCAAGGUCCCCCAGCUAGAGGAAACGGUGGUCGCAGUAGCAGCUGGCACCAUAGAUCAGCCAAAAUACGGGAUGGCUGUAACGACACAAACGCGAUUGUCCUAG